Molecule: messenger RNA, 813 nt
Organism: Gongylonema pulchrum
Lineage: Eukaryota; Metazoa; Nematoda; Chromadorea; Rhabditida; Gongylonematidae
Source: the annotation of a GenBank genome assembly
AUGUAUCGCAUAAUUGGACACAAUUUGCUGCGACAGCAUGGUCCACUGGCUAUUUUUGACGCCGUGGCCGCGGCUGGUGCCACAAGACAUCUGCAGUAUGAUUGCUUCGCGGAUCGCCACAUUGGUCCUUCGGAUAUCGAGAAGCAGCUUAUGCUCAAUUAUCUUGGAUUCAAAGAUCUAGACUUUUUAACGAAUACAAAUGUACCGGAAGCGAUUCGGUUGAAAAGACCACUUCAUCUGCCGCCAGCAAUCGAUGAAGAGCGAAUGCUAAGAGAGUUGAAAAAGCUCGCAGAAAGAAAUAAAAUUUUCAAGUCAUAUAUUGGAAUGGGUUAUUAUGACUGUAUUGUACCAUCGGUCAUCAGGCGCAACAUGCUCGAAAAUGCUGGAUGGCUUACUCAGUAUACACCAUAUCAACCGGAAAUAGCACAAGGGCGCCUGGAAAGUUUGCUAAAUUUUCAAACGAUGGUGAGAGAUUUGACAGGCCUGGAAAUUGCAAAUGCUUCUCUGCUGGAUGAAAGCACAGCAUGUGCUGAAGCUAUGACAUUGGCCGUUCGAUUCACGAAACGCACCAAAUUACUCGUUGAUCCAUUGCUCCAUCCACAGAAUAUUGCCGUCAUCGAAACACGAGCAAGACCGUUGAACAUUGAGCUGGAAAAUCUGAAAGUUACGAAUCCAAGUUUCGACAGCAAUGUGGCUGGAGUAAUUUUGCAAUAUCCGAAUACCGAAGGAAAUGUGUUGUUCCUGGAUGAUCUAGUCAAGAGCGCUCAUGAUAACAAUGUAUCAUUUUUACCAUUUUUUUUUUCAAAUUUUUGA